AUGCGUUCUUCCACUGCUAUCACGGCGUUGGCUGUCGGUGCCAGCACCGUAGCUGCUGCUGCCACGAAGCGUGCCGUUCAGACCGUCUCUGUCAAGGGCAAUGCUUUCUUCGCCGGUAACGACCGCUUCUACAUCCGAGGUGUCGACUACCAGCCCGGUGGCUCCUCAGAUGUCGCCGAUCCCAUCGCCGAUGCCGACUCCUGCAAGCGAGACAUUGCAGAGUUUCAAAAGUUGGGCCUCAACACCAUCCGUGUCUACACUGUCGACAACACAGCCGACCACGAUGAGUGCAUGAAUGCAUUGGCAGAUGCUGGCAUCUACCUGGUGCUCGAUGUCAACACCCCAAAGUACUCACUCAACCGAGCUGACCCCAACCCAUCCUACAACGAUGUCUACUUGCAGAGCGUCUUUGCCACAGUUGACGCCUUUGCAAAGUACGACAACACACUCGCUUUCUUCUCCGCCAACGAGGUCAUCAACGACGCCAAGACCUCAUCCGUGGCUCCCUAUGUCAAGGCCGUAACUCGUGAUAUUCGUCAAUACAUCAACAACCGCGGCUAUCGAAUCAUCCCUGUCGGCUACUCUGCAGCCGAUGUCUCCGAGAACCGUCUCGAGAUGGCCGAGUACAUGAACUGCGGCACCGACGAUGAGCGUUCCGACUUCUUUGCUUUCAACGACUACUCCUGGUGCGACCCGUCCUCCUUCACCACAUCUGGAUGGGAUCAGAAGGUCAAAAACUUUACUGGAUACGGCCUCCCUCUUUUCCUCUCCGAGUACGGCUGCAACACCAAUCAACGCAAGUUCGAGGAAGUCAGUGCACUAUACAACACCGAGAUGACUGGCGUCUACUCUGGUGGUCUCGUCUACGAGUACUCCCAAGAGCCCAACAAGUAUGGCCUCGUGGAAAUCAGCGGCAACUCCGUCACCGAAUUGGACGACUUCACCGCUCUGCAGAGCGCGUUCAAGAACACCCCUAAUCCAAGUGGUGAUGGCGGCUACAACCAGACUGGUGGCGCUUCCGGCUGCCCGGCAUACAACCCGCCCAACUGGGACGUCCAGGACGACUCCCUGCCUGCCAUCCCGCAAGGUGCAGUGAAGUACAUGAGCAGCGGUGCAGGCCAAGGCCCCGGUCUUUCGGGAGCUGGCUCACAAAAUGCCGGCGGCGCAAGCUCUGGAACCGCUACAGCUGGCAGUGGCCAGCCGACCAGGACGGGCACCAGUGGAGGUACCAACACGGCUAGCGGUAGCGCAACGAGCAGUGGUGCUGCGUCGACGCUGAAGGUCUCGCAUGAGUUGGCUCUGGCGCCAUUUGUUUGUGCGGCAGUUGUGCUUGUGUCUUCGGUGUUCGGCGCUGCGUUGCUGUGA
Molecule: messenger RNA, 1365 nt
Organism: Cyphellophora attinorum
Lineage: Eukaryota; Fungi; Ascomycota; Eurotiomycetes; Chaetothyriales; Cyphellophoraceae
Product: 1,3-beta-glucanosyltransferase gel1
Exons: 2
Coding region: 1-1365 (454 amino acids)
Biological process (GO): fungal-type cell wall (1->3)-beta-D-glucan biosynthetic process
Cellular component (GO): cytoplasm; fungal-type cell wall
Molecular function (GO): 1,3-beta-glucanosyltransferase activity
Source: RefSeq, a predicted model, not a curated record